Messenger RNA from Cyclocybe aegerita, 2295 nucleotides. The record is from the annotation of a GenBank genome assembly. NCBI's taxonomy places the organism in Eukaryota, Fungi, Basidiomycota, Agaricomycetes, Agaricales, Hemipholiotaceae.
AUGGACCCCGAGCAACAGACUUUAUUGGCGCCCACUCCAGAAAACCUGGCAUCUGUGAAGGUGUUCCCCCUCAUCCCAGCUCUUAAACGAGAUGUUACGAACACAAUCGACAGUGCAUUGAGCUGGGAGCAACUGACCGCAGCUGACAUCAACUUCUCCAUCGUUCGCCCGAUUGUCAACAAGUAUGCUCGCCUCAGAAACAUGGCGGUCGUAUAUGCGUGUCUGGUCGUUCGCUCGUACUUUUUGGCUGAAACCGAGACCGAUCUUGCUUUUGCCGGUGUGAUGCUCUCUCGAGCAAACCUUUGCGAGAUAUUGGCAAUGAAGCUCUUGAGCCGCUUCGCGAAUAACUAUAUCCAACUCGUCGCCGUUCUAACCACAAGUUGGAACCCUUUGGCCGGUGCAACUCCACAGGUUAUCCAAGAAGUCAAGAGCAUUCUCAAUGCCCACGAAGACGAUAUCGACAGCGCUCCAAAGUGCCAUCGAGAUGGCAAUCUCCACGAACUCCAAAUCGUUCCUCGCGUCGCCUUUGCAGCACAACGGUCUAUUCUAGCGGACAACUACAAACCUCGCUCUAUUGAAAUUUACAACCCUCAGAAUUCACCUUUCCUUGAUCACUACCGGCUUCGCGUCCCAAAAUACGGCAUCUACCUCGAGUUCUUGAACUUCGCGCUUCUGCUUCUCACCUUCGUCCUUUGCCUAUCCAACCGCGAUAAGGCCAAAAUGACACCCUGGGAAGUAGCCUUUAUCGUGUUCGCAGGCGCUUUUGCUUUGGAAGAGUACACUGCGUCCACCGAGCAUGGCUGGGGCAUUUAUAUUGCAAAUAUGUGGAACGCCUUCGACUCGUCGUUUAUCCUCAUCUUCGUCCUUUAUUUGGUUAUGAGAGUCCGAGGACUUAGUAAUGACGAUUUGCCCUCUUCUGAUAUGGCGUUUGACAUCCUUGCUUGUGGCGCGUGCAUUCUCAUUCCAAGGUUGGCCUUUUUUGCCAUUUCGAAUAACAUUGUUGUUCUGUCACUACGCGCAAUGAUAUCACAAUUCGUGUUCUUCAUCGGAAUCGCUGCCAUUUGCUUUUCUGGCUUAAUGUUCACCUUGUGGACUCUAGCGAGCGAUAGUCCUGACGGCGACCCUUGGACGCUGAAGGCCAUUGCAUGGCUCAUGACGCAGAUUUGGUUCGGAAAUACGUACCUGAGCUUUGCUCAAGCGAAAAGCUUCCAUCCGGUGUUUGGGCCCAUUCUUAUGACCGUGUUUGCCGCACUCUCGAAUACGCUUUUACUGACGAUUUUGAUUUCGAUCCUAUCCAAUACUUUCGCACAGAUUGAUGCAAACGCGACUCAAGAGUAUCUCUUCCAAUUUACGAUCAGUACAAUUGAAGGAGUCAAAUCCGAUGCUUUGUUUUCUUAUCAACCACCUUUCAAUGUCCUCGCUUUCGUUCUCCUGAAACCUGCGUCUUGGUUCCUGACUCCUCGUGCUCUUCAUUCAUUCAACGUCUUCCUCAUCAGAGUCACCAGUCUGCCACAGUUGAUCAUCAUCGGCAUGUACGAACGGUAUCUCGCAUCAGGCCAAAGUUUCCGAGAAACAGGUGUUGACGCUGCCCAGUCCCUAUUCAACAGCCUGCCCCGACACAUCAAAAAUAUGCCACUCGUCGAGGCCCUGGUUGGCUCAUCAUCCAACGACCUAUUCGAUGCCAUCUUUGAUGUGGAGGUCAAUGACGGUGACUUUGACAUCUUUGACUCUGAUGCGGAGGCCGAUGUACCCGCGCUCCGUUCCUUACAUUCUCGGGAAAAUAUGCGGAUGCAAGGGUCUUCGAAAGACAGAGGCGAGUCGAGGUCUCCUGUGCCCAAGAUUCGCAGACGCCGCCCUACUAGCCUUGGACGUGUCUCCACCCGAGGUGCCGCAAGCAUAGGCGAGAGUUCUGUACAACCGUCGCCAAAACAAUUUGGUUCUGGCUUGACCACACUUAGCCCCGUGGACAUGUUGACGUCUCCAGAGAUAACGAUAUCGGCAGGAAGCAAUCUCAGCCCCCUCGCAAGAUUAUUCAACUCGCGGUUCUCUUCUGUCGCUCCAGCCGAGUCAAACUCAUCAAUGGCGGCUCAAGCUGCUGCUCAAGCUGCAGCGAGCACGGAGGCGAGUGUCAAGCACAUUGAAGCGCUUCUGGAGGCCGUUAGCGAGCUACCCGUUCACCGACUGAAAGAAGAAAUGAAGGAGCUGCAGGACCGUCAAGCACGCAUCGAGAACUUGCUCUUGAUGCUUACGCGGGGAAUGCGCAACGAGAUUCAUCGACAAGGAACUGUCGGUUGA